AUCAUAACAUCCACUCUUAACUGAAGGCAAACUCAGGAAUAUUCCUGGUUAAAAAGCAGUGCUCCAGGAUCCGGAUCCAACCAUUGGAUGAUCAUUUCAAUCAAGUGUUUUAAUUGGUUGUUUGUAUCAUCAUUCAAAUAGAGCAUUUUGGAUGGAUUUAAUAUAAUUUAAGGGAAAAUAACCAUCAAACUCAGGCUAUGAACUUGUGUUUAAAACAUAUGGGUGGAGAUUCGUUCGAUUGGAUAUAAAAGUGUGGAUAUUAUCGAAGAAACUACACAGAUUCUGUGGAUCUUAACCUUUUUGUGAGCAUUGGAUUUUAAGCUACAUCACUAACAACAGUCUGAAAUUUAUUGGUGCUCCCAGUGAGCGUGGUAUGUAGCCUAUAUGUCGAUGCUCAUCAUGAACCCUGCGCCAGGUUUGGGAAGCGACCCUAUGGUUGGAGAUCUGGGGCUCAAACACCCGCAUUCUCAAGGUAUGACCAUGGAACAGAUGUCGUACAAUAUGGAUGCCAUGCUCUUCCAACAGCCAGCUGCCCCGCAGUAUGGCUCCUAUGGCAUAUACCACAACCAAGGCUUGAUGUAUGACAGUCAGGGAAUGUACAAUGAGCUACAGUCGCCCUCGACUAUGUCGGAACAGAGCCUGUCACCGUCUCCCCCGCCUCCCCCACGCAUGUACAAGCCCUGCGUUGUUUGUGUAGACAAGUCUUCGGGCUACCAUUAUGGGGUCAGCUCGUGUGAAGGUUGUAAGGGAUUUUUCCGGCGCAGUGUUCAGCGCAAUAUGCAGUAUACCUGUCACAAGGAAAAGAACUGCAUCAUCAACAAGGUGACUCGGAACAGAUGCCAGUACUGUCGCUUACAGAAAUGUUUUGUCAUGGGAAUGUCCAAGGAAGCGGUAAGAAAUGAUCGGAAUAAGAAGAAGAAGGUUGCGAAACCAGAGGAACAAUCACCUUCACCUGAAGAGCAGCCUGUCACGGAUGAAGAGAUGCUACUUCUACAGGAAAUCUUGGAAGCGCAUCGGGCUACCUACUCAAAAGAAGACAUUGUGCCCCUGUCCCCACUCAACAUCAACAGUAUAAAACUUGUCGGAUUGUCUGAGCAGUGCCGAGAAAAACGAGACUCCAAAUCUGAGCUGCUAAGUGAAGUUGAGAGAAAGGAUCAGAAAAAAGAACUAACAGCUGAGAGCAUCAUGUUAUGGGAGAAGAUCACAGAGCUGUCAUCAAGAGGCAUUAUAAAAAUUGUUGACUUUGCUAAGAAGAUUCCUGGAUUCCUUGCUCUGAGCACUACAGAUCAAAUAACAUUACUUAAGGCAGCUUGUUUAGAGAUUAUGAUUUUGAGAUUGAGUUCGAGAUAUGACCAGGAAACAGACACAAUGAUCUUCAGUGGGGGUAUGAAGGUGACACGGGAACAACUCGAGUCAGCCGGGUUUGGGUCAUUAACGGCAACAAUAUUCAGGUUUGCAAGGUCAUUGCGAGAAAUGGAGGUGGACGAGACCGAACUGGCAGCACUGUGCUGCAUCUGCCUUAUUUCAGGAGAUCGUUCAGGUCUAGAGAACUCAGAGAAAGUAGAUGAAAUGCAGGAACCGAUAUUAGAGGCAUUAAAACACUACGUGAAGUCACGUCGGAAAGAAUGUCCUCAGAUUUAUGCUAAAAUGUUGAUGAAAAUUACAGAUCUCAGGAGUAUAAGUGUAAAAGGGGCCGAGAGGGUGUUGCAUUUGCGGUUGGAAAUGCCCGGAGAGUUGCCUCCCUUGAUCAUUGAAAUGUUAGAUCGGACAGAGAAUGUCUGCAUCCCUUGACACUCGCCAUCUUGCCCACGAGUAAAUUCGCCUCUAUCUUGGCUCAUUUCAAUUGCUACACGAUGAACAAAACUUCAGGGAUUUUUUGUGCAUACAAUUGUUUUUGGAUCAAAGUUUCAUCAACAAGUCAUUUAGUGUUAAAGCUGUUGGGAUGCAGUUGAAGUGCAUCAGUUAUUUUUUUAUGGCAGUUAGCAUUAGCAGCGGAUUAUUUUGUCUCUUUGCUUUUAAAAUUGGCCAUGAUAUACUUGGUUGCAAGAGAGUUAGAGAUUAUUGUUGACAAAAAAACUGUUCAAACACUUGCUGAUGUUAUGGUUAUAAUUAGAAAAACCAGCGGAGUAUUUUGUGCAAGGGAGACUAUUGAACCUCCACAUGCUUUUCAAAGGGAAGUAACUUAAUUGCCAUGUGUAUCAGUUAUGUAAUUGAAGCCUACAUCAUCAAGUUUGUUGCCAUAUGGGAUGCCAGUGUUUUGGCUUAGGGUUGUGAUCAAUGAUCAAAUGACUGGAGUUCUCGAUGCAUUGGACCCUAUUCACCAAAUGAGACAAUAUUGGAAACAUGGCAAAAUAUGGAGCAAUGGUUUAGAGCACAGGAAAAUUUGUGCGUUUAUAGGGAUGUUUUCACAGUUUAGGGUUCGAAAGACAUUUAUCUAGAAACACUUACAACCAGAUAUUGUACAACCAAAAUAUUUUGUCCAAUAGGCUGGUGUAUAAUUGGGCUUUCAAAAAACUAACCAAAAGUAAUCAACAGUCAGAUUUCAGUUUCAUAAUUUUCUUUCACAGCCAAAACCUGUGGGACUGCACCAUUUGUGAGACAAUUUCACACAACUACACGAUGAUAUUACCUGUGGCUUGUUAACUCAUUUAUUCUCGGUGAACACUAUUAUACUCAUG
Messenger RNA from Dreissena polymorpha, 2678 nucleotides. RefSeq names its product retinoic acid receptor gamma-like. Gene Ontology annotation, biological process: regulation of transcription by RNA polymerase II; cellular response to corticotropin-releasing hormone stimulus. The transcript has 11 exons. Gene Ontology annotation, molecular function: zinc ion binding; nuclear glucocorticoid receptor binding; nuclear receptor activity. NCBI's taxonomy places the organism in Eukaryota, Metazoa, Mollusca, Bivalvia, Myida, Dreissenidae. Bases 385 to 1791 code for a protein of 468 amino acids. Gene Ontology annotation, cellular component: nucleus; transcription regulator complex. The record is from RefSeq and is a predicted model, not a curated record.